AGACGAAGGGUCGGCGCAGUGAAAGGCAGUGUAGCCGUGGGGCUGUCCUCGCCACUGGACCCCAAACCCCUCAGCCCGGGCGGGCCCGAACACACAAUCAGAGCCGCUGGCGUCCCGGCUGAGAGGACGGGGCCCCGGCAGAAAGACCCCGGGUCCCCUCAGCCCGAGCGCGUAGCCGAGCCGGUCCCCGGGUUCUCCCUCCGGAACCAGCCUGCACACCGGCGGCGGGGCCGGGGGGCGGCAGGACCGAGACGGACCAAGGGCCGGAAGUGACGCCGCUGGCCCACUUGAGGCGUAGGGGGUGGCGCUCUUCGUUCGGCCGCGCUCCCAUGGCGCACAUUACCAUUAACCAGUACCUGCAGCAGGUGGGUCCUAGCCGGGGAGCGCGCCGGCGUGGGUGGCCCUCUGCGUGUUCCGUGUGUCCCCUCCUGCCUUGGACCCUCAGGCCUUUUCCUUUCCCACCUCGCCACCCUUUCUCUGUCCGGGUUCCCGGCGGGCAGCCGCGCGAGCCGACUGAAAGGCCGAACAGCGGCGGCCGGGACUCGGGAAGGCGGCCCGAGGUCUCCCCUGCAGGGCCGCCGUGGGGGCCGGGCGGUGUCCGUGGAUCGCGGAGUCGUCGCGGUGUAAGUAGACGCGGGGGUCCCAGGUCGCUGCCCUCACUUGCUGGCGUGUGUGGCUGCGCUCCCAGCGGGUCCGACGGGCCUGCGGGCCACGCCGAGGGCCCGGUGUGGCCGGUGCUGUGUCGGAUGCACGCUGCUUCCCAGCAGGAUGCGGGAUGAAUUCGAGGACUCCAGGAGGCUCUGGAGGGGUAAGCACGAGGCUGUGGCCGUGCUGCAGGCCGGCCUCGUGCCCCUCGUCCUCGCUGUCGUUUAACGCCCUUCACUGUCCGAGUACAAUGCACGCUUCAUAUCGCUCGGUACAUGCGUCUGACGGAUGUUGUUCAACAGCUUGUGUAUGAAGCCAUCGACACCAGAGAUGGAGCAUCUUGUGCAGAGUUGGUGUCUUUUAAACAUCCCCAUGUUGCAAACCCACGACUUCAGAUGGCCUCUCCAGAGGAGAAGUGUCAACAAGUCUUGGAACCCCCUUAUGAUGAAAUGUUUGCAGCUCAUUUAAGGUGCACUUAUGCAGUGGGGAAUCAUGACUUCAUAGAGGCAUACAAGUGCCAGACCGUGAUAGUCCAAUCAUUCUUGCGAGCAUUCCAGGCCCACAAAGAAGAAAACUGGGCUCUGCCUGUCAUGUAUGCAGUAGCGCUUGACCUUCGAGUGUUUGCCAAUAAUGCAGAUCAGCAGUUGGUAAAGAAAGGAAAAAGCAAAGUUGGGGACAUGUUGGAAAAAGCAGCAGAGUUACUGAUGAGCUGUUUCCGGGUCUGUGCCAGCGACACCCGUGCUGGUAUAGAGGACUCUAAGAAGUGGGGCAUGCUGUUUCUGGUGAACCAGCUGUUUAAAAUCUACUUCAAGAUCAACAAACUCCAUUUAUGUAAACCCCUAAUUAGAGCAAUUGACAGCUCAAACCUGAAAGACGAUUACAGCACUGCACAGAGAGUAACAUACAAAUACUACGUUGGACGCAAGGCCAUGUUUGACAGCGACUUUAAGCAAGCUGAGGAGUACCUGUCAUUUGCCUUUGAGCAUUGUCACCGUUCUAGUCAGAAGAACAAAAGGAUGAUUCUGAUCUAUUUGCUUCCAGUAAAAAUGCUAUUGGGUCACAUGCCCACUGUGGAGCUCCUGAAAAAGUAUCACCUGAUGCAGUUUGCAGAAGUGACCAGAGCUGUGAGUGAGGGCAACCUGCUGCUGCUGCACGAGGCGCUGGCGAAGCACGAGGCCUUCUUCAUUCGCUGCGGGAUCUUCCUCAUCCUGGAGAAGCUGAAGAUCAUCACCUACAGGAACCUCUUUAAGAAAGUGUAUUUGUUACUGAAAACACACCAGCUGUCUCUGGAUGCUUUUCUGGUUGCCUUGAAAUUCAUGCAGGUGGAGGACGUGGACAUUGACGAAGUUCAGUGUAUUCUGGCUAACUUGAUAUACAUGGUGUGGUCACAUCAAAGGCUACAUAUCGCAUCAGCAUCAGAAGCUAGUGGUCAGCAAGCAGAACCCAUUUCCUCCACUGUCCACGGUGUGUUGAAAGUACACGUAGCCCUGAGGACGGGUGAGCAGUUGUUUCUUUCCAUUUUGGUUGUGCUGAUGAGACCGGUCCGGUACUGUGACAAGGCUCCCUGAAGUCGGAAGUCUUGGAGGCGCUUUUCCCAGGGAUGCUGAGGCUGAGAUUUUCAGCACACCCGAGUCAAUCUCCUUCAUUUGGAACUAAUUUCAGCCUGGUGAAAACCUGGAAUUCCUUUUUCACAAAACUCGGCUGGUUCUGGUGUCUUUGUGAAACUUCUUUGAAGGAGGCUUUGCGUGAAGGCAGCUCCGGCUCACUUUUCCUAAGUGUGGUUCCUGAAGGCUGUCUUUGUAACUUUUUGUGGUUCUUUGUAUAAAAAGGGUAUUCUGAAUUUAUACACAUGGCAUGUUCUUCAGUAUAUCUUCCAGGAUACAUCUAUUUUUAUAUAUUAAAUUUGAAUAUGUUAUCAAAAUGCUUGGUUAACUUAAGGCAUCUUUUUAAAAGCAGAAUUUAAUUUGAUUUAAAUUUUCCAGAUUUUAUAGCUUGCCCGUAUGGAUGCUCCUCAAUCUAUGAUGGGGUUACGUCCCAAUAAACUUAUUUUAUUUGCCUUUG
Symphalangus syndactylus (siamang) is the source of this 2706-nucleotide messenger RNA. It is a transcript of the gene PCID2, whose product is annotated as PCI domain containing 2. Gene Ontology annotation, biological process: transcription elongation by RNA polymerase II; poly(A)+ mRNA export from nucleus; post-transcriptional tethering of RNA polymerase II gene DNA at nuclear periphery. Gene Ontology annotation, molecular function: double-stranded DNA binding; RNA binding. Gene Ontology annotation, cellular component: transcription export complex 2. The record is from RefSeq and is a predicted model, not a curated record. Lineage: Eukaryota; Metazoa; Chordata; Mammalia; Primates; Hylobatidae.